AUCCUCGUCGGUCUUGUCCGAAAGAAACGGGAAGCUUCAGUGAGGAAUCGUGUACAAGCGCGACGACGAUGCCGAGGUAGUCGUUUUCUCCCCGAGGGUCCCCUCCCCCUCCUCCUUCGGCCGCGAAAUCGAAGAGGAGAGCACGCGUUACGACAUUAUACGCGCUCAGCCCGCUGUCAACCGGUGAACGCCUGCUGAAAGCGUCUGCCUGUUGUGCUUGAAGAUCUGUCUAUCUCUCUCUCGCCCGAUCUCGAUGUGUCGUCCCCGUUGAACAGGCACGCGAACGUGCGUUCGUCGGCGGAGCCUGCUUCCCGGUGCUGAUGCGAACAUGGAGGACUACAAGUUUCUCUUCAAGGUCGUGCUCGUGGGCAACGCCGGCGUGGGCAAGACUUGCCUAGUGCGACGAUUCACUCAGGGUUUAUUUCCACCUGGACAAGGUGCAACAAUUGGGGUCGAUUUUAUGAUUAAAACCGUUGAAGUAGAAAAUGAAAAAGUCAAGUUGCAAAUUUGGGAUACUGCAGGUCAGGAAAGGUUUCGUUCUAUUACUCAGAGUUAUUAUAGAUCUGCACAUGCAUUGAUAUUAGUUUAUGAUAUUUCUUGUCAACCUACAUUUGACUGUUUACCAGAUUGGUUAAGAGAAAUUGAAGAAUAUGCAAGUAAUAAAGUUCUUAGGAUAUUAGUAGGAAAUAAAAUUGAUCGAGAAGAUAGAGAAAUACCAACACAUGUGGGUGAAGAUUUCGCACAAAGACAUGGAAUGUACUUUUUAGAAACAUCUGCCAAAGAGGCAGAAAACGUAGAAAGACUAUUUAUGGAGAUAGCAGCUGAACUUAUGGAACAAGCACGCAGUAAGGAAUUACCUCGAUAUGAAACAAAUACCACUUCAAUAAAUGGUAAAACGACAUCAAUUGGUGAUAGUAGUAAUUGUGGUUGUAGUAGACUUUCUUAAGUAAUUUUUGUAUGUAAUAUUAAGUAUAUUUCAGAUAUUUUUAGUUUUAUAUAUACAGAUACACAUAUAUAUGUAUGUAUG
Messenger RNA from Camponotus floridanus (Florida carpenter ant), 1027 nucleotides. Its product is annotated as ras-related protein Rab-30. Gene Ontology annotation, molecular function: GTPase activity; GTP binding. NCBI's taxonomy places the organism in Eukaryota, Metazoa, Arthropoda, Insecta, Hymenoptera, Formicidae. The transcript has 5 exons. The coding region runs from base 329 to 946 and encodes 205 amino acids. The record is from RefSeq and is a predicted model, not a curated record. Gene Ontology annotation, cellular component: trans-Golgi network.